This is a messenger RNA of Dracunculus medinensis (Guinea worm), 672 nucleotides long. The record is from the annotation of a GenBank genome assembly. Lineage: Eukaryota; Metazoa; Nematoda; Chromadorea; Rhabditida; Dracunculidae.
AUGUCAAAUAGCAAUGAAGUACCAAUGGGAGUGAACAAUUUCGGUGAUUUACAUUCGGUCGGAAAUUGCCACGAGGAAUGUUUAGGUUGUAUUGAACCUCGUUCGGCAGUCAGUUGUUUUACUUGCAAACAUCUUACCCAAUCAUUAAGAAAUCGUGCAGGAUUCAAAUGUGUAGCGCGAUGUGACGAAGGUUUCUUUGUCGAAAAUGACAAAUGUCGUGCGUGCAGUCCAAAUUGUAAAACAUGCUCAAAGGCAGAGCAAUGUACUACUUGCCCAGGAGCAAUGUUUCUAAUUGAUGUGGACCAUUAUGGUCAUUUAGACCAUGGCCAGUGUGUUAAAAAAUGUCCUGCUGAAUUGGAACCUGACUAUACAAGUGCAGUACAAGCUCGAUGUGUACUAAAAAAGAACAGAUGCUCUGAAGGAUAUUAUGAAACUGUAACUUAUCAAUGCAAAGAAUGUGAUGAAGCAUGUCGCACAUGCCAUGGACCAGGACCUCUUCAGUGUGACUCAUGUUCUGCCAAUUAUAGUAACCUUUCUGUUGGCUAUUGUAGACCAUGCUGUGGUCACGAUGAAGCUCCUAUGGAUCAUCACUGUGCAAUGGCUUCGGAUCGAUCAGCUUGGAAACAUCUUACCCUUGUUACCAGCGAAGCCAGCUUAACCAGUAACGAUUAG